Molecule: messenger RNA, 1383 nt
Organism: Orycteropus afer afer
Lineage: Eukaryota; Metazoa; Chordata; Mammalia; Tubulidentata; Orycteropodidae
Gene: SLC16A3
Product: solute carrier family 16 member 3
Exons: 4
Coding region: 1-1383 (460 amino acids)
Biological process (GO): transmembrane transport; monocarboxylic acid transport
Cellular component (GO): membrane
Molecular function (GO): monocarboxylic acid transmembrane transporter activity
Source: RefSeq, a predicted model, not a curated record
AUGGGCGGUGCAGUGGUGGACGACGGCCCCUCGGGAGUCCCGGCUCCUGAUGGGGGCUGGGGCUGGGCCGUGCUCUUCGGCUGCUUUGUCAUCACGGGCUUCUCCUAUGCCUUCCCCAAGGCGGUCAGCGUCUUCUUCAAGGAACUCAUGCGGGAGUUUGGCAUCGGCUACAGCGACACGGCCUGGGUCUCCUCUAUCGUUCUGGCCAUGCUUUAUGGCACCGGACCCCUGUGCAGCGUAUGCGUGAACCGCUUCGGAUGCCGGCCUGUCAUGCUGGUGGGUGGCCUCUUUGCGUCCCUGGGCAUGGUGGCCGCGUCCUUCUGUGGAAGCAUCAUUGAGAUCUACAUCACCACGGGGGUCAUUACUGGCCUGGGCCUGGCACUCAACUUCCAGCCCUCCCUCAUCAUGCUGAACCGCUACUUCAACAAGCGCCGUCCGCUGGCCAACGGGCUGGCCGCUGCAGGCAGCCCCGUGUUCCUGUGCGCCCUGUCCCCACUGGGCCAGCUGCUGCAGGACCACUACGGGUGGCGCGGCGGCUUCCUCAUCCUGGGGGGCCUGCUGUUGAACUGCUGUGUGUGCGCGGCGCUCAUGCGGCCCCUGGAGCCACCUCGGGUGCCAGGCACCGAGCCUGAGCCCCGCCGGCCGGCACGGCGCCUGCUGGACCUCAGCGUCUUCCGGGACCGCGGCUUCGUCAUCUAUGCACUGGCUGCCUCCAUCAUGGUGCUGGGGCUCUUCGUGCCGCCUGUGUUCGUGGUGAGCUACGCCAAGGACCUGGGCACGCCUGACACGCAGGCCGCCUUCCUGCUCACGGUGCUCGGCUUCAUCGACAUAUUCGCCAGGCCCACGGCCGGGCUCAUCACUGGGCUGCGCCGUGUGCGGCCCUACUCCGUCUACCUCUUCAGCUUCGCCAUGUUCUUCAAUGGCGUCGCUGACCUGGGGGGCUCCACGGCCACCGACUACGGCGGCCUGGUGGUCUUCUGCAUCUUCUUCGGCAUCUCCUACGGCAUGGUGGGUGCCCUGCAGUUUGAGGUGCUCAUGGCCAUCGUGGGCACCCAGAAGUUCUCCAGUGCCAUCGGGCUAGUGCUGCUGCUAGAGGCCGUGGCCGUGCUGAUCGGGCCACCCUCUGGGGGCAAGCUCCUGGACGCCACACACGUUUACCAGUACGUGUUCAUCCUGGCGGGGGCCGAGGUGGUGUGCUCGUCCCUGGUGCUGCUACUCGGCAACUUCUUCUGCAGGGGCCAGAGGCCUGCAGAGCCGGCCACAGAGGACCCCAACCAGCCCCCUGCAGACGGGCAUGUGGACGCCCGGGAAGUGGAGGUCUUCCUCAAGGGAGAGCCCGAGAAAAACGGGGAGGCUAUCCACAACCCUGAAACAAGUGUGUGA